AUGUCCGGACCUGUUCCGGCAAACUUUGAUGCGGAAAAUGCAGACAAUCUGGAGGAUAUUGAGAAGCAGUUUGCGGUCAAAGCGGUGCAGCAUCUAGAGACAUACUGGUCUAUUCUGGAAAAGGUAAAAGGUUCUUCGUUGCGACUCACCAAGAUGGACGAUGAUAUAUAUGCCCACCUCAAAGCCGAAUUUCCCGAAUUCGAUCCCGCAGCCACCAUUAACGAGGAAGAGAUGAAGAGUAAGUCGGGCAAGGAGCGGUGGCGCAAGUUCAUGAUGGCCUACGACAAGAAGGUCGAUGACUACAACUUUGGCACCAUGUUACGAACGAGCCCUAGCGUAGAAUACGAGAAGGACACGACCAUAUUUGUCCCGAGGAUGCAAUUCUACGCCAUCGAGAUAGCAAGGAAUAGGGCCGGCCUUAACGACUGGAUCUACGAGAAGGCUAAUGGCGCGUGUAAGGCCUAA
Daldinia loculata is the source of this 465-nucleotide messenger RNA. Its product is annotated as putative polysaccharide biosynthesis protein. Gene Ontology annotation, cellular component: cytoplasm. Bases 1 to 465 code for a protein of 154 amino acids. Lineage: Eukaryota; Fungi; Ascomycota; Sordariomycetes; Xylariales; Hypoxylaceae. The transcript is spliced from 4 exons. The record is from RefSeq and is a predicted model, not a curated record.